CCCUGUGCUGGGUGGUGGGUUUUUGCAAGGGAUGUCUUAACUCCAGUUAGAAGAAAAAUAAGGUCACUGUAAAUGAAGUGUGCCUCUGAACCGGUCUUGUGGGCCUGUCACAACUUGCAGAAGCAGCGUCCCAGCCCAAGAGGAAAGGCUCUGGCUGCCUUUUCUGCAUCCUGGUUUUGUGAGGGGGGGUCUGGGGCCCUCGAGUGCGUUUCAGGAUGCCUGUUUUGCCCUAAAUGGUUCUGGCUGUAGCAGUGUUGCCUUUACCCUUUGGCUGCGUGCAGUGACCCUGCGCUGAGCCCGGCUCUCACCCGCGAGAAGCAAAGCGUGCCUGACCCCCGCCUCUCUGCAGCCAGGCCAACGCCAUGCUCAGAAUCGAGAUGGAAAUGUUCGAAAAAUGGUACCGUAAGAUGGAGCCGCAAAGCCUGUCGCUCCACCUGCUGUCGGACGCAUGUGACUCCUCACCAGAGAUGAUACAGACACGUGGCAGGUACAAAUCCAAGUCGCGUGGUCCAACAGACCGUUUUGUAGGCCUGACAGUGGAGCAGAAAUGUGAGCUGGCUGAGCGGGAGCUGGAAGAGACAAAGGAUGAGAUUCAGAGGCUGAAGGAGGACUCUGAGCAGACUAUACAAAACCUCGAGGCAGUCAUGGAAGAAGCAGAUAUUUGGUGGGCUGAUGUUAAGAAAGCCAUCAGUGAUUUUGACAAAGAUAUCAUCAGUACCAUCUCCCUGAAGAAAGGGAGUAUCGUAGCUUCUGAGAAGCUGCUGAGAUACAUGGAGGAGAAGAACCACCAGAGGGAUCUGAUGAAAGAAAAGUUGCGCUUGAAAAACGAUUCGCUCAAGAGUUACAAGAAAAAGCUGCAGCAGCAGCUCAGGCAGAAAGAGCAGAUGGGAGAGACGCUCCGUGAGAUACGUUUCGAGCAGCUGCAGAUUAGAAACAUGCAGUACCAGGAGAAGAUUGAUGAGAAGAACCAGGAGCUGCUGCAGCUAAAACUGACCUCAGGAAAGACUGUCCAGGUCCUCAACUUCUAUAAAAGGAGGCUGCAGAAUGCCAUGGAAACAUCAGUAUGCUUAAUGAAAGACAUCUCCCAGAGAAAGGAGCUGCUGGAGAAAAUUGAAAGAGAAGCCAUUCUAGUGGAGGAGGAACGAGCCAAAGCUGAGAGCCUGAAUAAGAAGCUGUGGAGGCAGCUCUCAGAUUACAGAGUUCCCCCUGUUCUGAGGUAUGUGCAUGAGAAGAUGGCCAUUAGUGACCUCAGAAACAGUCUCAAGGCCUGGGAGAGGAAGGUGGCGAUUGCUGAGAUGUCCUUGAAAAGCUACCGCAGAGCAUGGAACCUGGUCAAGAUGGCUAGUAACCAGCACUAGAGUAGUCUGAUGCUGCAAGGCAGCCAGUGAAAGCUGCAGAAAGCGCCCGCCUGGUCUGGGAGUUUGCUGUCAAGUGGGUAGAUGUAACAUGCUGCCAGCUGC
Struthio camelus australis is the source of this 1460-nucleotide messenger RNA. The record is from RefSeq and is a predicted model, not a curated record. Lineage: Eukaryota; Metazoa; Chordata; Aves; Struthioniformes; Struthionidae.